Messenger RNA from Aplosporella prunicola CBS 121167, 894 nucleotides. RefSeq lists its product as uncharacterized. Bases 242 to 712 code for a protein of 156 amino acids. The record is from RefSeq and is a predicted model, not a curated record. The transcript has a single exon. NCBI's taxonomy places the organism in Eukaryota, Fungi, Ascomycota, Dothideomycetes, Botryosphaeriales, Aplosporellaceae.
UAGGGCUGUGGACGGAGAAGGAAACUUUGUUGCUAUAGCCUGGAUAGAGAGAUAGGCUGUUCGUACCUAUGGCCUGCCUGCGUGCGGGCGCAUCAGGAGGAGCGGGAUACGAUAACGUGCGCCUACUCCUAGGUACUCCGACCUUCGUAACUACUCGGCUAAAAGUACAGUAUAGCCAAAAACGCUCUACAAAGGAGGAGCAAAAUGCUCUAAACCGCCCACCGCCCCGCAAGAGAAAAGCAUGAAAAAAGAAAAGAAAAAGGAAAAGGGAAGCCACGGAAGCGGCCCUCGACCCCAACGACGAGAAGAGCGCGACGUGACGCAAGCGUGUCUCGUCUCCGCAUCUUGGGCCGGCGGCUCGCAACGCCGCAUGCGGCAGCCAAGGCUCCGAUCGGGCCAAUCGGUCACGCCAGCGCGGGGGGUUGUGCGUGCGCGGGAGCAAGGCAGCACGAUGACGUCGGUGUCGGCGUCGGGGUUGGGGUUCGGGGGUGCUGCUGCUGGUGCGGUACCUGCGUGUGUGCGUCGGGGGGUUUGGUGGUGGUGGAUGAGAUGGGCUGGGGUGAUGGUAAGGGAGGAGGGUGUUAGUGUUGUCUGUACAUACUGGACCUACUGUGGGAGGAGAGAGAGAGAGAGGAUACGUGUAGGUACGAGUAGAGAUCGAGGACGGGGAGACGCGUCAGGGCGUGUGGGUGUUCGUCAGGGUACUCUCUAGACUCUCUAGACCAGCGGGCCGUCUCGCGCGGGACACUGGCAACCAUUUCCACGGAUCGUGGAGAGCGGCGGACGGAUCAGCUAUAGCCGGCCAAAGCCAUGCGGGCAGGCGUGCAUGUGGUGCGAUUUGAUGGCAGACCUACCCAACCAGCCAAAUAAAAUGGAGAGGUGGCGCGCGGCCGU